GAUUUGCCGCGGUCAGUGCGUCGAGCCUUGCGACGACGGCCACCAUGGGGCUGGUGGCCAUGCCCGAAAUGCGCAAGCACAAUUACAACGUGUCGAUGGCGUCCGGCAGCGUGGUGGCCGGCGGAACCAUCGGUUCGCUGAUCCCGCCGUCUGGCAUGUUCAUUAUCUACGGCAUCCUGACCGAGACCUCGAUCGGCAAGAUGUUUGCCGCCGGCAUCAUACCGGGCAUCCUGCUGGCCCUGUUUUACAUGAUCGCCAUCGCUAUCUGGUGCCGGCUCGAUCCUAAUGCCGGGCCGCGGGGCCCGAAAUAUACGCUGAAGGAAAAGCUCUGGAGCUUUACGCGCACGGGCGAGGUUAUCGUGCUCUUCGCGCUGGUGAUGGGCGGUAUCGUCUUGGGCUGGUUCACCCCCACCGAGGCCGGGGCAAUCGGGGCGUUCGGGGCUAUCGUCGUAUCGGUGGCGCGCCGUCGGCUGACCUGGGCUGCGGCCAGGACCGCCAUUUAUUCGACCCUCAAGACCACGGGCAUGAUUUUUGGCAUCCUGUUUGGCGCGUUGGUCUUCAACUCGUUCAUCACCGCAAGCACCAUCCCGCUCAACAUCGUCAACUUCGUCACCGACAGCGGUCUGCCGCCCAUGGCGGUGCUGUUUCUCGUCCUCGGAGUCUAUUUCGUGCUCGGCAUGGUGCUCGAUGCUUCAGCGAUGAUGACGCUCACCAUACCGCUCUUCUUUCCGCUGAUGAUGAAUUUGGGGUUCGACGCCAUUCUCUUCGGCGUGCUUGUGGUUCGUAUGACCGAGAUCGCACUGAUCACGCCACCGGUGGGCAUGAACGUCUAUAUCCUUUCAGGGGUGGUCAAGGACAUUCCACUUGAAAAGAUAUUCAAGGGCGCACUGCCUUUCGUCGCGGCGGACAUUCUCCACGUGGCCAUGCUUCCCCCCGCCAAACGCGGCUGGGGCCUCGUGACCACCACGGGGGUCCUCACCGGCUUCGGUCACGGUUUCGUGGCCUUCGCAGUCUCGGCGCUGCUCAAGCCGAUCGCACUCGACCUUGAGACAAGUCGCGGUGCUGUUUCGACCGCCAUCGGACUGGGCCGCCUGGCGUCCGGUAUCGCUUCGCCGAUCGUCGGGCGCGCUACCGAUCGUUCCGGAGCCCGCGGCGUUGUUGUCUUGGGCAUGGUGCUGACGGCGCUCGGACUUGUUGCGCUGGGGUUCGUCCAGACCGAAGCUACCCUCUAUCUCGCGUGGUCGGUACUGGUUUCGGCCGGCGUGGCUGCGGGCUUCACGGUUGCGCUCGACAAACUUGUGGUCGCGUCGAUCAGGGAAACGCGCGGCAUGGCGCUUGCCAUGCGAUUCUCGGUGGCCGCGGUCGUUUCGACUUUGCUUGUCCCCUUCGUCACGGUGCUGGUCGACACCGUCGGUUGGCGCAACACCUGCUCUAUCUGGGCGCUGGUGAUUCUGGCACUCUUGCCCAUUCCGCUUUUGACGUUCGAGAGGCACACCCCGCCACAACCGCCAGCAAGCGGGAUCGCCAAAAAUUCGGCAGGCACGGUCCGCUCGAUUCUCGUUCAGCCGGCCCUCUGGCUGAUUGCCUUUGCGUUCAUGGCACAGGCGGCGGUUGUGACCGGGCUUUCGGUGCACCUGGUUCCGCUCAUGACCGACAACGGCCUGACCGCCACAGUUGCCGGCACGCUGUUCGGCGGCAUGAUCCUGCUGUCCGUGCCGGUACGGCUUCUGGCCGGAGUGGUGGCCGACCGGGCGCCGAUCAGUGUCCUGCCGAUUUUUCUUGCCAUCCUGCUUGUCCUCGAAGCC
Symbiodinium necroappetens is the source of this 1805-nucleotide messenger RNA. Lineage: Eukaryota; Dinophyceae; Suessiales; Symbiodiniaceae. The record is from the annotation of a GenBank genome assembly.